GUCCUGAAAGAUGGCGGCCUCCAUGAAAAUGACAGAAGCAGGAAUAUCAGAGCAGCCAGUUCUAGAGUCUCUGAAUUUGUUGACGCUGGAUAACAGUGAAGAAGAUUGUGGGAAUAAGAGCAGCCUUUCAGCCCUUUACACCUGUGUGUGUGCUUUGUGUGAUGAAAAGUUUGAUAUAAAAGACGGAAAUAAUGACCUUUUACGCCAUCUCCUUCUAUCACACAAACUCGUCAUUGCUGAAGUUCACUAUGUAGCUGAUUUGAAAAGGUACCUUGUGUACUGGAAACGGCGGUUCAAGGAACAACCAAUCACUGACUUCUGCUCUGUCAUCAAAACCAACACCGGAGAGAAAGAUAUAGAUCCAUCAGAAGACUAUUAUCUCCUGUGUGAUGUUUUGCCUGAAGACAAAAGUUUUAGACAACAUCUACAGAAGAAAAAACUUGGCGAGGUUUUACUACAACAACAAAGAGAGAGAGACGAUGAGACGUUUUGCCGAACCUGCUUGUUCUGUCGUACACAAUUUAACAAGAAGAGUUCCGAGUUACUGGACCACAUGGCACACGAUCAUGGAUUCAGCAUCGGACUUCCAAACAACCUGGUUUUUAUUGACGAGCUGCUGGAGAAGUUACAGGAUAAGUUGAAAAACCUACAGUGUCUUCACUGUGAGAGGACUUUCCGCGACCGAGCGAUACUGAAGGAACACAUGAGAAAAAAACAGCAUAAAAAAGUCAACCCAAAGAACAAAACUUACGACAAGUAUUACAUUAUAAACUACCUGGAGAUGGGUAAAAACUGGGAGGCUAUUCAACAGGAAAAUGACCGUGACAUUGUCAGUGACGACAGCACAGAAACGGAAGAUGAAUGGGAAGGAUGGCGGGAGGAGGCCGGGUCACAAGCUGUCUGUCUCUACUGCAUGUUUUCCUCAAGUAACCCAGCUAAACUCAGCGCACAUAUGCAGGAACUUCACGAUCUCGACUUUCAAGAAAUAAAACUGAAAAUGAAUUUAGACUUUUAUCAACAAGUCAAACUUAUUAACUUCAUACGAAGACAGGUUCACCUGUGCACCUGUAUUGGUUGCCAGACCAAGUUUGAAGAUAAGCAGACAUUGUUGGACCACAUGCACGAAUUGGGUCACACCAACCUAAUUCCUGAAGUAGCUCUCUGGGACCAGCCUCAGUAUUUCUUUCCAACGUACGAGAAUGACAACCUUCUGUGUCAGAUACAGGAUGAUGACGGAGAGGAGCAGACCACUGGUAAUGCGACAUGUUGCAAGGGUAAAGUGACUGUUAUUGCAGAGGAUGUUCCUGAUGUGGGACAGACCAUUUUGUCACAGGAGCGGGUCAGACAGGAUAUUAUCUCCUAGCAUUGCUGACAUGGUAAACCAUUAUAGCAGAGGAUGUUCCUGAUGUGGGACAGACCAUUUUGUCCGAGGAGCGGGUCAGACAGGAUAUUAUCUCCUAGCAUUGCUGACAUGGUAAACCGUUAUAGCGGAGGAUGUUUCUGAUGUGGGACAGACCAUUUUGUCCGAGGAGCGGGUCAGACAGGAUAUUAUCUCCUAGCAUUGCUGACAUGGUAAACCGUUACAGCGGAGGAUGUUCCUGAUGUGAGACAGACCAUUUUGUCAGAGGAGCGGGUCAGAUAGGAUAUUAUCUCCUAGCAUUGCUGACAUGGUAAACCGUUAUAGCGGAGGAUGUUCCUGAUGUGGGACAGACCAUUUUGUCCGAGGAGCGGGUCAGACAGGAUAUUAUCUCCUAGCUUUGCUGACAUGGACUUAUCCUUCUCUGUUACUUUCAUCUUAUGGAUGGUAUACCUGGUAGCAUUCUACAAAAAAAAAAAUUGGGGCGACAUCUUUAUCGUGAUAUUUAAAGAUUUUUGAUUAUUUCUUCCAAUCAGAUACUUGUGAAAUUAUGAAUGCAAUCUUUACAAUAACUCGGUUACAGUCCUUUCACAGUCUAAAACAUGUAAUAAAUAAUCUAUUGUUUGCUGGGUUUGAGGUAAAUAUGUAUUUUGUUCUACUUGAAGAUCAGACCAUUGCCCUUUACCAAUUGGUUUGCAUUUUUUAGCAGAAGGUUCAACAAAACAUAGGUUGUGCUGGAUUCCAGAUAACAGCUGGGUUGUCACAACCUCCUUAAGCAGCUACACAAAUAAUGUUUUUGGUAGUUUUGCUAUUGCUGUGAACCAUCAAACCCUCUUUGUUGUUUUUUAAACAGUUAUUGUUGACAUAUCAUGAUGACAUGUCAAAUGACACCACAAUAGAUAUUUUUGGGUUAUGGUUACAACUGCUAAAACGUGUUAUUUUACUAUACGAAUUAAUAAGAAUACACAUACUUAGCAAAAGUACAGCAGUGUGCUAUAUUUGGCUAAUAUCAUUCAACUUUUGCUAGUCAAAUUGUUGAUUAGGAAUCCUUGUUAUUUAUUUAUUAAAUUUGUACAAA
This is a messenger RNA of Mizuhopecten yessoensis (Yesso scallop), 2435 nucleotides long. RefSeq names its product zinc finger protein 277-like. The coding region runs from base 11 to 1363 and encodes 450 amino acids. Lineage: Eukaryota; Metazoa; Mollusca; Bivalvia; Pectinida; Pectinidae. The record is from RefSeq and is a predicted model, not a curated record. The transcript is spliced from 13 exons.